AUGAAGAUCCUGCGGCACGAAGAAGGCGUAGAUCAGCGAGGUCUUCCAACAGCACGGGAGCUGAAGGAAGCGGAACACACCAUGAUUCGUCUCGUGCAGAAGGAAGAAUUCAAGGCGGAAUGGCAAGCGCUGUCCAACGGCGAAUCUGUAGGAAGGAACUCACCCCUGCGGUGGUUUAACCCGAAGUUAGCGGACGACAACCUGAUCCGAGUCGGUGGACGUUUGGGUCUCUCGCAAGAAACCGACAGCACGAAGCAUCCGAUAGUUUUACCCGCUCGGCACCCGCUGACCAAGAUGCUGUUCGAGGACUACCACGAACGUUUACUUCACGCGGGACCGCAGCUGAUGCUCGCGACAGUUCGACUCAAGUACUGGCCGCUUGGAGGUCGAAGCGUAGCACGCCAGAUCUUGCACAACUGCCAGCGUUGCUUCCGGACGAAACCCAUCCAAAUCCAGCAGUUCAUGGGAGAACUGCCUUCGGCACGCGUCACGGUGGCGCGUCCAUUUUCCAAGGUCGGCGUGGAUUACUUCGGACCGGUCUACAUUCGCCCCGGUCCGCGUAGAGUAGCCAUCAAAGCAUACGUAGCCGUAUUCGUGUGCAUGGGCACGAAAGCGGCGCAUCUGGAACUGGUAACGGACCUUUCUACCGACCGCUUCAUCCAGGCUCUGCGAAGGUUCAUCGGGAGAAGAGGUCUGCCCGCAGAAAUCUUCUCAGACAACGGGACCAACUUCGUUGGCGCCCGUAACCGACUUCAAGAGCUGUUUGAACUGCUUCGCAGCAAGGAUCACAGCGAGAAGGUGUCCCAGGAGUGCACUGAUCAGGGGAUUCAGUGGCAUUUCAACCCACCGGGCGCUCCCCAUUUCGGAGGACUAUGGGAGGCCGCGGUACGAUCGGCCAAAACCCAUCUGUUGGCGGCUAGACUGGCUGCGUAA
This is a messenger RNA of Culex quinquefasciatus (southern house mosquito), 933 nucleotides long. RefSeq lists its product as uncharacterized. The transcript has a single exon. The record is from RefSeq and is a predicted model, not a curated record. Gene Ontology annotation, molecular function: nucleic acid binding. NCBI's taxonomy places the organism in Eukaryota, Metazoa, Arthropoda, Insecta, Diptera, Culicidae. Gene Ontology annotation, biological process: DNA integration. The coding region runs from base 1 to 933 and encodes 310 amino acids.